Messenger RNA from Sclerotinia sclerotiorum 1980 UF-70, 132 nucleotides. RefSeq lists its product with no specific name. Lineage: Eukaryota; Fungi; Ascomycota; Leotiomycetes; Helotiales; Sclerotiniaceae. The transcript has 2 exons. Bases 1 to 132 code for a protein of 43 amino acids. The record is from RefSeq and is a predicted model, not a curated record.
AUGCAACCUUGGGAAACACGACAUAUACGCAGUAGGUCCGUACUCUCCCUAUACUCCAACGAUGAUAUAGCCAAGAACAAGAAGCCAAGAACAAGAAGCCAAGAAGCCAAGAUUCAAGAAGUACAUCACUAA